Culex pipiens pallens (northern house mosquito) is the source of this 1103-nucleotide messenger RNA. RefSeq lists its product as uncharacterized. The record is from RefSeq and is a predicted model, not a curated record. NCBI's taxonomy places the organism in Eukaryota, Metazoa, Arthropoda, Insecta, Diptera, Culicidae. The transcript is spliced from 2 exons. The coding region runs from base 1 to 630 and encodes 209 amino acids.
AUGGACCAGUUUGGAGAAGAUUGGUCGGUGGAAUUUUUGGAUCCGGACCCGCCUCCGGGUGUGGAUUCCGCUGAAUGGUCUGUUGAGCAUUUAGAUAAUCCUCAAUCCUUCCCGGCCGAACCGUUAGAAGAAGAGACGCCGGGUUGGUUUGAAAGUUUUAUCACAAAACACGAGCUACAGGAUGAAGAUAUGCCGGAUGCGAACUGCGGAAGUCUACUGCUAGACCGACACGAGCCACUGGACGAAGAAAUGCCGGAAGCUACGAGUAACGAUUCCGGUGUUCUGAACAUCGGAAGAUUCUUAGGCAAUUCCAACAACGAGACGCCGUCCCAUUCAGCUGAUUUUGUUAUUUCAUCCGUCGGCGUUGAUGGUGUACCCCAACUUGACCAGGUGAAUGGGUUAGGCAAUUCAGUGUCCACCGGAAUCGCCUCGCCAACCUCGAGCACGCAAGAGACCGCGAGAAUCUUGACUUCGUCGUGGUUCUCAAAUCCGGCCUUCUUGAAUGACGCGGUGUCCAGCGAUGGCAGUUGCGCGACCCGGCCGACUUCGAGGACGCAAGAGACCGUGAUAAUCUUAACUACGAUUAUUUGGUUUCUUGCAAGUGGACUAAAUUGCUUGCCGAGAAGGUAGCUUAACCUCACGCCAAGAAGUUUAUUAUUUAAACUCAUGGCCAAUUUGUGGGCAUUGUUCACAAACAGCGCAGUAAUACUCAAACCACCCUCAAACUGGUGCAUCUUUCCAUCAACCUCUGCAACCUACACGAAUGUUUCCUCGGCAAGAUUUACCUAGUGCAUGGCCGCAAUCGGACGCGGACGUGGACCGUCUGCGUGAGUUAAGAAUUUGAACUUCUUGCAUUCUUCUCACAUGUUGAUAAACAAAUGUAAAUGUUAGUAAACAAAUCUCCCUCCUCUCACUACAACAAGAGUGACCGCGUUCACUCACACACUAACCAAUUCUCAUAUACAGUGAUGCUUAAUGCUAGUAUUGGCCACCAGAUCGAGCUACUAGCUAACCUUUUUCCAUUUUUUUGUGAUUGAUGGAUUUUCGUUAAAUUUGUUCAAUGAUUUACGUCUGUUUGUCUGUGGGAAAAGUUAAUUAGUCUU